Molecule: messenger RNA, 876 nt
Organism: Annulohypoxylon truncatum
Lineage: Eukaryota; Fungi; Ascomycota; Sordariomycetes; Xylariales; Hypoxylaceae
Product: NAD(P)-binding protein
Exons: 3
Coding region: 1-876 (291 amino acids)
Biological process (GO): phosphatidic acid biosynthetic process; triglyceride catabolic process
Cellular component (GO): endoplasmic reticulum; lipid droplet
Molecular function (GO): triacylglycerol lipase activity; acylglycerone-phosphate reductase (NADP+) activity
Source: RefSeq, a predicted model, not a curated record
AUGACCCCAAAAGGCUCUGUUUUGAUCACCGGUUGUAGUGAUGGAGGUGCCGGCUCUGCUAUGGUGACAGCCUUCCAAAGCCAAGGUUACCGAGUCUUUGCGACCUCUCGCAACUUGAAGACCAUGUCGAAAGUCGAAAACUUACCGAAUGUCAAGUUACUUCAGCUCGACGUAACUAAAUUGGCAGAUAUUCAGGCUGCGACAGACGCUGUGAAAGAAGAAACUGGUGGGACAUUGACAUUUCUCAUCAACUGUGCUGCGCGGAACCACUUCAUGCCGUUACUAGACGAAGAUAUUGAGGCUGCUAAAGCUCUGCACGACACCAACGUCUGGGGUCCGCUCGCGGUGACCCAGUCUUUCGCGCCGUUGUUGAUUAAAGCCAAGGGUACUGUUGUAUUUAUUACGUCCCUAUCCGGAUACCUCAAUGUUCCUUAUCAAGCAACUCUAGCUGGGCUAAUUCUUUUCCAAGGUACAUUUGCUGCUUCAAAGAGGUCCGAGGAGAUCAUGGCGGAAACGUUGCGACUAGAACUCGCGCCGUUCCACGUCAAUGUACUGUCUGUGGUGACUGGUGCUCUCAAAACAAAGGGCCAGAGUCACUUUGAUGAUUGGAAACUGCCAGAGGGAUCCCUGUACAUGCCGGUAGAAUCUACGAUCCGCGACAGAGCCCGCGGACAAGAAGGAGCGCCUAGAAUGGAGGCCACAGAUUAUGCUAAUCGCGUUGUGUCUGAGAUUAUAAAGGGCACAACCGGCAAGUUCUGGUACGGCGCUAGUGCCGGGGCGGUCAAAUUUGGCGCGACAUGGCUUCCUACAUCACUUAUGGACAGCGGCGUGAAGAUAAAAACAGGCUUGGACGUGUUGGCUGAGCAGAACAAAUAG